This is a messenger RNA of Chaetomium globosum CBS 148.51, 282 nucleotides long. RefSeq lists its product as uncharacterized. Bases 1 to 282 code for a protein of 93 amino acids. Gene Ontology annotation, biological process: mitochondrial electron transport, ubiquinol to cytochrome c. The record is from RefSeq and is a predicted model, not a curated record. Lineage: Eukaryota; Fungi; Ascomycota; Sordariomycetes; Sordariales; Chaetomiaceae. The transcript has 6 exons.
AUGCCGUUCCCCACUGCUCCCCGCCGGGCCCCUGCCUUCCCCGAGUACAAGAGCCCCUACGGCCCGAAGUACUUUUACCAAUCCCACUUCGCCGGCAUCACAACGAAGACCUUCCUUAAGACCGGCGUCAAGGCGGGCAUGUUCGGCGGUGUUGCCCUCGUGGCCGUUAUCUUUCUAGGCUCUGGCAUUCCCCGGAUCCAGCAGGACAUCCUUCAGAAGAUCCCGGUCCUCGGCCCGCGCUUUCCGGUUCGCGAGAUUCACCCCGCAGACAACCCGUUCUAA